Molecule: messenger RNA, 2202 nt
Organism: Puntigrus tetrazona (Sumatra barb)
Lineage: Eukaryota; Metazoa; Chordata; Actinopteri; Cypriniformes; Cyprinidae
Product: protein ELYS-like
Exons: 11
Coding region: 356-1963 (535 amino acids)
Source: RefSeq, a predicted model, not a curated record
UCUUGUGGAAUAAAGCUUUAACAGACAACAACGUCAAAGGCCUUAUUGGCUGCAUGCGAGGACUCCAUACUGAAGGUAAGACUUAAACUUUAUGUGAGCAUACUCUCAAGUCCGCUAGAGAUCACAGUGAUGUGCUGUUUCUCUGUAGGUGAAGGGGAGGCGAGUGAACGCGUGGCCCGUUUUAACCGCUGGCUUCAGCGAUCAGCAGAACUGGCCAGGAAGGAGCUGAUAAUACUCUGUGAGUAGGCGAAAUCUUAUUAAACGUUGAGGUUUACCGUUUUUGUUUGGGGUAUUCAGGUAAAGCUCACUUGGCUCUUGCACCAUCGUAGGUUUCGGUCAAUAUAAAGGCUUGUGGAUGUGUUUAGAUGAAAACUCUGCUGCUCUGGUCCAUCGACUGCUACUCAAGCUGAGGAGCUUGCUUUCUCUGCUCGACCUAAUGCGGAAACGCGGCGACGGGCUGCGUGCUGGAUACGAGCACCAGGCCAUCGGUCAGCACAUCAUGCUGGGCCGCCUGGUGCAGUGGUGGAGCAUCACAGGACUUCUGCCCAAAUCCCCCGUAGCCCAAGAGAUGAAGAGGAUAUCUCAGAUGUGGUGUGAGAUGGACCAGAAACACAGGAGAACAUGUCUAGAGUUAGGUGAUUAUGCUGAGGAUAAGUACCGGGGGAGCUCCCUUAUUCAGGGUAUGGUAGCUCAAAUGAACAAACACCAUGGACCUAUAUGGGUUUCAGAAGACUGUGCCUUUCAAACAUACCCACCACCGUCUCUAGAAGCUUUGCUAAAGCUAGUGCUGCUGCCUAAUAUAGACAUCCUGUCUGUCCAAGCCAUUAUAAUGUACUUUGUCCUGGAUGUGUCUAACUUCCUUCAAUGCAAAGAUGAUCUCCUGCAGUCAUUCAGCCAUGUCUUCAGUAUCCCAUCUACCUUUUCUCAGCAGAUCUGUGGAUUCUGGCUUCUAGAUCACAGAUCAGUAACAGAAUCGAUGAAUGUCUUAUUGAGUCCAAGAGCUUGUCCUCCAACACUGUCGUGGCACCACUGUGCUGUUCUGAGGACCUUAUUGAAGACGGGAGAGAAUCGGGCAGCACUGAAGUAUCUGUACAGCAGCACACCGGCGAUGGAGAACAUUCAAGACAUCAAACUCUGUGUGGAUGUGUUGGUACACAACAAAUGUAUAUCUGAGGCCUGGGCUCUGAUUAGAGGAAUCCAAACUGAAAAUGUUCCUCUCCUCAGACACUUCAUUCAUGUCUGUGAGAAUCAUGGGAUUUCUAGAAAUGUGCUGACCUCUAUAUGCGAGGGUAUGGCACAUAUCCAGUUGACGGAAAGCAAAUAUAAGGAGUCCAGUGAAGCACAAAUGCAAGAAACAGCAGGUCGACAACCAGCGAGAACUGAAGCCGGACAAACCACCCCCCGUCCACUGUCUGCAUGGAUGUACCACACGGAUGACCCAUUGACUCCAGGAGAUUUUGUUAAGAUCCUAAGGCGAACUAUUUCAGAGAUAUGUCCACUACCAAAAAAAAGAAGGGUGGUGCUGCUGCCGCCAAAGUACACGGAGAACAGUGUGAAUAGUGCACAACUCUCAUCGCAGGCCUCAUGUCGCGUUGCUAGCAGCACAUCAGUUGAUAUUCUUUGUACGUUCAAGCAAAGAGCUGAUGAGGAAGAGUGUGAGGAAGACCUGCCUCUGCGGCCAGAGGAGGAGACGUGUGAUUCGCUGCCCGUGUUCUCAUCUCCUGACAGCAUGGAGCUCGCGGUUGGCUUCUUCACAUCCGCCCGCUCUUCACCAUCAGCUGUCUGCUCCGAAGCCCCAUCUGCAGAGGAACCCACGCUCCUGAAGCAGAACUCUUCUGCUGCGUCUCCUGCAGACACGAGCUCUGGCUGUCCUGAUCUUACUCUCACCGUAGAAGGCACCACCGAGGCGCUAUCCAUCAACAGCCUGAGCAGGGAAAGUGUGGGUGAGAUUGUGGACUGCUGAAUCGAAUUAAUUCCGAAUCAAAAUAUGAGAUAAACUCGGAAACGAGACUUUUUUCUCCUAAAUCCGAGCUUAUAUUACGCAAUUCUGACUUUCCUCGCUGUUCUUACUACUUCUCUCUUAGUUUACGUGACACAAUUCAUAUAUUUUCUUCCACAGUUUACAUAUGACAAUUCAUACUUUAUUCUCAAUCGCAAUUCUAAAAAUGUACAUUAUGCAAUUCUGACUUUUUUUUUUUUUUU